This is a messenger RNA of Misgurnus anguillicaudatus (oriental weatherfish), 1762 nucleotides long. The record is from RefSeq and is a predicted model, not a curated record. NCBI's taxonomy places the organism in Eukaryota, Metazoa, Chordata, Actinopteri, Cypriniformes, Cobitidae.
CGAAUACUGCCAUUGGCUGUAUCGAGAGCAUGAAAUGUGUAGGGGGACAAGUCUAUAAAACCCACAAAGAGUCAAAGCUCCGCUCAUAAACUGACAAGAAACACUUCAAAGUUUUACCAUCCAGACAGCAAUCAUGGUUAGUCGUUUUGAACACCCUGCCGGAGGCUAUAAGAAAAUCUUUGAGACUGUGGAGGAACUGAACGAACCUCUGCCUGCGACGGUGACGGGUCGCAUCCCCUCUUUUAUAAAAGGCAGUCUCCUCCGUCUGGGUCCUGGGUUAUUUGAGGUGGGCUCUGAGCCUUUCUAUCAUCUUUUUGAUGGCCAGGCUCUUAUGCACAAGUUUGAUUUCAGCAACGGACAGGUCACAUAUGUCCGCAAGUUUAUCAAAACAGACGCAUACGUGCGCGCUAUGACUGAGAAACGUGUGGUAAUUACUGAGUUUGGUACCUGUGCCUAUCCAGAUCCCUGCAAGAACAUCUUCUCCAAGUUUUUCUCAUACUUCAAGGGUGUUGAGGUUACAGAUAACUGUCUGGUGAAUGUUUACCCUAUUGGAGAAGAUUUUUAUGCAGUCACAGAAACGAAUUACAUCACCAAAGUCAAUGUGGAAACUUUGGAAACCUUGAAAAAGGUUGACAUGUGUGACUACGUCAAUAUUAACGGAAUAACAGCCCAUCCCCAUAUUGAAAGAGAUGGUACAGUGUACAACAUAGGUAACUGUAUGGGGAAGGGAGCCUCGCUGGCCUACAACAUUGUAAGAAUCCCACCUACACAGAAAGACAAAUCUGACCCGAUUGAAAAAUCCAAAGUGGUUGUGCAGUUCCCAAGUGCUGAAAGGUUUAAGCCAUCGUACGUACACAGUUUUGGGAUGACUGAGAACUACUUUGUCUUUGUGGAGACGCCUAUUAAAAUCCACCUCUUGAAAUUCUUGAGUGCCUGGGCAAUUCGAGGAUCCAACUAUAUGGACUGCUUUGAGUCAGAUGAGGAGAAAGGCACAUGGAUUCAUAUAGCAAGGAAGCAUCCAGGAGAGUACAUUGACUAUAAGUUCAGAACAUCUGCCAUGGGUCUUUUUCAUCACAUCAACUGCUAUGAGGACUCAGGUUUCAUUGUUUUUGACCUGUGUGCAUGGAAAGGCUUCGAAUUUGUCUACAACUAUUUGUGGCUGGCAAACCUUCGAGCCAACUGGGAAGAAGUAAAGAGGAAUGCUAUGAUAGCCCCUCAGCCAGAAGUGAGGCGAUACGUCAUUCCUCUUGACCCCUACAAGGAGGAGCAGGGAAAAAACCUCAUCUCUCUGCCCUACACCACCGCUACUGCCACAAUGCAUGCCGAUGGCACCAUUUGGCUGGAACCAGAGGUGCUUUUCUCCGGUCCACGGCAAGCUUUCGAGUUUCCUCAGAUCAACUACAAGAUGUGCAAUGGAAGGAAUUACACAUAUGCCUAUGGACUGGGACUUAACCACUUUGUCCCUGACAGGAUCUGCAAGCUCAAUGUGAAGACCAAGGAGACGUGGGUUUGGCAAGAGCCAGACUCGUACCCCUCUGAGCCGCUCUUCGUGCAGACGCCUGAUGCGGUGGAUGAAGAUGACGGUGUCCUCAUGACGAUUGUGGUGGCUCCUGGAGCACAGAGACCAACAUAUUGCCUGAUCUUGAAUGCCAAGGAUCUGUCGGAGGUUGCAAGGGCAGAAGUUGAAGUCAUCUCUCCAGUCACCUUCCAUGGAAUGUACAAGCCAUAAAGUAUUAGUUGUCGCUCAGCACAGAGUUCUCCU